Molecule: messenger RNA, 570 nt
Organism: Argiope bruennichi
Lineage: Eukaryota; Metazoa; Arthropoda; Arachnida; Araneae; Araneidae
Product: adult-specific rigid cuticular protein 15.5-like
Exons: 3
Coding region: 1-570 (189 amino acids)
Cellular component (GO): chitin-based extracellular matrix
Molecular function (GO): structural constituent of chitin-based larval cuticle
Source: RefSeq, a predicted model, not a curated record
AUGAUCUCUCAGGUUUUCCUUUUGGCUUCUUUGGCAGUGGCUGCCUUCGCCAGUCUACAUUAUGAACCUAUCCACCACCCCCAACCUUUCAAAUUCGGCUACAGCGUGAAAGACAAGCAUGGUGAACAGCAUCGUGAAGAAGUUGGCGAUGGCAAGAACGUGAAGGGAAGCUACGGAUUCACCGAUGCCAGGGGUAUCAAGCGACAGGUCAACUACGUUGCCGACCAUGGAGGUUUCAGAGCUGAGGUCAAGACCAACGAACCCGGAACCGCCAACCAGAACCCAGCAGCCGUCCACAUCAUUUCUGAUGCUCCCUACGGACACGGAGGAUACGCUGGAGCUCCCGUACUUGGAUAUGCUGGAGUUGGAGGAUAUGGAUAUGGAGGUGUUGGAGCAGCCGGUUUGGGAUAUGGAUAUGGCGGUGUUGGAGCAGCCGGUUUGGGAUAUGGAUAUGGCGGUCUGGGAUACGGAUAUGGUGGUCUUGGAGGAUAUGGAGGUCUCGGUUAUGGAGGAUAUGGCCUUGGCAACGGGCUCCUCGGUGGCUUGGGAUAUGCACGAUACGGAUUUUAG